Mytilus trossulus (common blue mussel) is the source of this 1950-nucleotide messenger RNA. RefSeq names its product trichohyalin-like. The record is from RefSeq and is a predicted model, not a curated record. The transcript has 2 exons. The coding region runs from base 273 to 1904 and encodes 543 amino acids. Lineage: Eukaryota; Metazoa; Mollusca; Bivalvia; Mytilida; Mytilidae.
AUUUUACUAUAAUUGUCUUUUUGACUUAGGAAAGUUAUUGGUUUUUGUAAUUGUACCUAAUUUUUGAAAGAUCGAUACUAUGCAUUUCAAUUAUACAUAGAAUUAUGUUGCUUAUGUUACUAAACGUUUGACAAAAUUUAAUCGCUCUAGCUUUGUGCUGUAUAUUUUCACUAUCAACGAAUCUAAUCAAAGACUAUAAAGAUAUGGACUUGAUUUAAGAGAGAAUACACAUUAUUUUAACCGAAUAAGAUGAAAGUCAAUAUUGAAACAAAAUGAGCGAUCAAAGUGAAACAAGAAACGUGGAAACAGGAAAGAAAAAAGAAGAACAUGAAAAGGAAGAUAACAGAAGAACGCAUUUGAACGACGACAUAACGAACCAAGAAAAUGUUAUCAGUUCAACAAACGCGAGUAUAGAUAAUCCGGAAUCUAGAUACCCACAUGUGGAACGAAAAGACAAAAAUACUGACGAAAAAUAUAAGAAAUCAAAAGAAAACGUAAAUGGAAAGAAUAGAAACGACUUUGUUGAUAGUGGAUUUGUGAAAAGACCUCAUAAAGUGGCGACAGGACAAGAAGAAAAUAUGAACGUCAAAGAUGAAGAAAUUAAAGAAAACAUAAACGAGAAGAACAAUCAAGACAGAAAGGAAUCUGUAUACAGUAGCUCUCCAAUACCAGCUGUUGACGAACACGAGAAAGACCUGCGCAAUGAACGGAGCAAACACAGUAGCUCUCCAAUACCAGCUGUUGACGAACACGAGAAAGACCCGCGCAAUGAACGGAGCAAACACAGUAGCUCUCCAAUACCAGCUGUUGACGAACACGAGAAAGACCCGCGCAAUAAUGAACGGAGUAAACUCACAAAAAAUCAGCUUACUGAGGCAAAGGAAACGAAUUGUGCAAACGAUAAUGAUGAAGAAAUCACUGACACCGGUAGAAGAAUAGUGCCUUACACUUGGAAGCAUGAACCAUUUGAACAACAAAAUAGUCGAAUAAUAGGGACAAUACGUAAUCUUGAACCAAUCACGACUCAUAUUCGAAUGGAAGAAAUUCAGUGGCAGAGGCUUUUGGAACGGAAGUUAACAAGGAAAAAUGACGAAAGGGAACUAGAACAAAGUUAUAGGGACGAAAUUCAAACACAGAUUAGAAAAAUAGAGAAAAAGAAAAAGACUGAUAAUUUAAUGCUUAAAAGAAGAAUGGUUGAAUUUGAAAAAAGACGGAGAGCGAACAAUUUUGCUUUUUGUCGAAUGUUACAAAGAAAGGAUAAAGAAUACCAAACGGAAAAUGAUGCGUUACAACAAAGAAUUCUUGAAAUCGAGAAACAAAAACAAAAGAACGUUGAAAAAUUGAAAAACAGAGUUAGUCACCUUGAAGAGACGAAACAACGAGAACAGGAAGCAUUUCUUCAUCGCAUGCAAGAGUUGGAACACAAAAGAGAAGAAGAGUUCGAAGCAUCACAAAAACGUUUUCAAGAAAUUGAAAAACGCAAAUAUAAUGAAAGAAAGGCUUGGCUUUUACAUGUCCAAAAGAUCGAAGGAUUAAAGAAGGAAGUUUUCAAGAGAUCCGUCCAGUCCUUCGACGUCGAACCCAGAGAAACAGAUACACAUGAACAAUCACGUGAUCAAGAUGUAUCACAUCAUCAAAAUAUCGUUAAGAAUGUGAAGGACCAAGCAAGAGUCAUGGAAACUGUUAGUAAUCGAAACACACCACGUGCCACUGCCUUAACGCUUCCUAAAAUACCAAAACGAGGUCUGAUAGGUAAGGUUAAAACGGAUGGAGCAAAAUCACGAAAGAAAAAAGAAAAGGAUUAUGACAAUUUGAGUGUUACAGCAACUGAGAAGUCUUUACAUAGUGGAAAUAUACAAGAUAAUUCAGAAGAUAUAAGGCAAAAUGUCACAGUAUCAAAUUAAACUGAACAUACGUUUCUAUAUCCAGAGAAUACCUUUAAAAAUUAUA